Messenger RNA from Coregonus sp. 'balchen', 12161 nucleotides. The record is from the annotation of a GenBank genome assembly. NCBI's taxonomy places the organism in Eukaryota, Metazoa, Chordata, Actinopteri, Salmoniformes, Salmonidae.
AUGAAGGAACCGUGUAAAGCAGGUGCUCCCAAACCUUUUCUGUUGUUUAUUGAGAUAACCUAUUUUAAAUACACCACCAGCUUCAUUCUGUUGUUUAUUGAGAUAACCUAUAUUAAAUAUGCUGUGACACCAAGCCCCUCCUCCUUCUAUGCUGUGACACCAAGCCCCUCCUCCUUCUAUGCUGUGACACCAAGCCCCUCCUCCUUCUGUUCUGUGACACCAAGCCCCUCCUCCUUCUGUGCUGUGACACCAAGCCCCUCCCCCCUCUAUGCUGUGACACCAAGCCCCUCCUCCUUCUGUUCUGUGACACCAAGCCCCUCCCCCUUCUGUGCUGUGACACCAAGCCCCUCCUCCUUCUGUUCUGUGACACCAAGCCCCUCCCCCUUAUGUGCUGUGACACCAAGCCCCUCCCCCUUAUGUGCUGUGACACCAAGCCCCUCCUCCUUCUGUUCUGUGACACCAAGCCCCUCCCCCUUCUGUGCUGUGACACCAAGCCCCUCCCCCUUCUGUGCUGUGACACCAAGCCCCUCCUCCUUCUGUGCUGUGACACCAAGCCCCUCCCCCUUCUGUGCUGUGACACCAAGCCCCUCCUCCUUCACUUGAUUUCAAUAUCUAAACAAAGUGAACAGGCUAUGUUGUUCAGACAGGAAGGUGUGUUCAUAACAGUGCUAUGUUGUUCAGACAGGAAGGUGUGUUCAUAACAGUGUUAUGUUGUUCAGACAGGUGGAGACAGACAGGAAGGUGUGUUCAUAACAGUGCUAUGUUGUUCAGACAGGAAGGUGUGUUCAUAACAGUGCUAUGUUGUUCAGACAGGAAGGUGUGUUCAUAACAGUUCAACGUUCCACUGUUCUGAUGUUAGCAAGCGAAUAGAUCCAAGUUGGCUAGACUUGAAAUAUAAAGUUUAGCUGGCUACUCACUAGCCCGUGGGCUUGUGCUUGGGAGAUUGUUUAUGAGACGGUGUUGAUGUUCUAUAAUGGCUGCUACAGGAAGUUGGUCAUUAUUAGUGGAUGUGCGUUAUGCAUGGUUCUGGUUACAUUUCAAUCAAUCAAUCAAUCAAAUUUGAUUUAUAAAGCCCUUUUUACAUCAGCAGGUGUCACAAAGUGCUAUACAGAAACCCAGCCUAAAACCCCAAAACAGCAAGCAAUACAGAUGUAGAAGCACGGUGGCUAGGAAAAACUCACGUGUGCUAUGACCCGUCUCUUCUCUUUGAUGAUGUGGAUCUCAUUCUGGAUCAGUUGACAGUAAUCGCCUUAGAGGUCUGGUCCAAACCCCAGACAAUCCUAACAUGGCUGUCUGACUGGUGUGGUCCAAACCCCAGAGAAUCCUAACUCCAGCCAUGCAUUGGGGGGCCCCAGCCUGACCAUGUCUCCCAGCCCGGUCCAGAUCUAGACAGUCCUUAACUCCAGCCCAGCCAAGCAUUGGGGGCUCCAGCCUCCCAGAACAUUCCUCAAGUAGUCAGCCCUAGCUCUGAAGGCUCCAGAACAUUCCUCAAGUAGUCAGUCCUAGCUCUGAAGGUUCCAGAACAUUCCUCAAGUAGUCAGCCCUAGCUCUGAAGGCUCCAGAACAUUCCUCAAGUAGUCAGCCCUAGCUCUGAAGGCUCCAGAACAUUCCUCAAGUAGUCAGCCCUAGCUCUGAAGGCUCCAGAACAUUCCUCAAGUAGUCAGCCCUAGCUCCGUAGGUUCCAGAACAUUCCUCAAGUAGUCAGCCCUAGCUCCGUAGGUUCCAGAACAUUCCUCAAGUAGUCAGCCCUAGCUCCGUAGGUUCCAGAACAUUCCUCAAGUAGUCAGUCCUAGCUCUGAAGGCUCCAGAACAUUCCUCAAGUAGUCAGCCCUAGCUCUGAAGGCUCCAGAACAUUCCUCAAGUAGUCAGCCCUAGCUCUGAAGGCUCCAGAACAUUCCUCAAGUAGUCAGCCCUAGCUCUGAAGGCUCCAGAACAUUCCUCAAGUAGUCAGCCCUAGCUAUGAAGGCUCCAGAACAUUCCUCAUCGCUGAAUUAAAUAUCCCGAUGUCACUGUUAUUUGCAUUAUUGAAAAUGAGAAAUGCAACAGUUAAGAGAUGGGAGAUUGAAAAGGUUUUAAACGCUGUGAAAUGGAAUUAGAUGGAAUUGGCUAGUUUCUGGUUGUUGUAUUAUUGUAUGAUGAACCAUGUGUCGGGCUAACGGCCAUAGUGACUGUAUGCUAGGCUAACCACCCUGGCUUCAUUCAGACAAUGAUCGUUUGAUAUAGGCCAUGAUUUAACCCUGCAGAGGACAACAUGGAGUUGACGGAUCGGUGGAUUGAUGGCUGUCAUGUGAGAAUGGAUCCUUGAUUAUUAUAAUGGGUGUCAUGUGAGAAUGGAUCCUUGAUUAUUAUAAUGGGUGUCAUGUGAGAAUGGAUCCUUGAUUAUUAUAAUAGUGUCAUAGUGAAAUUGCAUUGGUCUGAACUGUGGAUGGUUGUAAAGUGUUUUUAAUCUGGAAAAACUCUGAGCAGUAAUAUAAUGUAGUAAUGUGUCAUAUUCCCUAUAUAGUGCACUACUUUAGACCAGAGCUCUAUGACACCCUAUUCCCUAUAUAGUGCACUACUUUAGACCAGAGCCCUAUGACACCCUAUUCCCUAUAUAGUGCACUACUUUAGACCAGAGCCCUAUGACACCCUAUUCCCUAUAUAGUGCACUACUUUAGACCAGAGCCCUAUGACACCCUAUUCCCUAUAUAGUGCACUACUUUAGACCAGAGCCCUAUGACACCCUAUUCCCUAUAUAGUGCACUACUUUAGACCAGAGCCCUAUGGCACCCUAUUCCCUAUAUAGUGCACUACUUUAGACCAGAGCCCUAUGGCACCCUAUUCCCUAUAUAGUGCACUACUUUAGACCAGAGCCCUAUGACACCCUAUUCCCUAUAUAGUGCACUACUUUAGACCAGAGCCCUAUGGCACCCUAUUCCCUAUAUAGUGCACUACUUUAGACCAGAGCCCUAUGACACCCUAUUCCCUAUAUAGUACACUACUUUAGAACAGAGCCCUAUGGCACCCUAUUCCCUAUAUAGUACACUACUUUAGACCAGAGCCCUAUGACACCCUAUUCCCUAUAUAGUGCACUACUUUAGACCAGAGCCCUAUGACACCCUAUUCCCUAUAUAGUGCACUACUUUAGACCAGAGCCCUAUGACACCCUAUUCCCUAUAUAGUGCACUACUUUAGACCAGAGCCCUAUGACACCCUAUUCCCUAUAUAGUGCACUACUUUAGACCAGAGCCCUCUGGGUCCUGACCUAGGCUGUCGUAUGAGACGCAGCCCAUGUUUUCCUGCUGCCAGACACAACAACAUGUCUGCUGUCUUUUUAUUGGUCAUGUCACGGUGCCACGCCCCCUCUAAACACGUCCAGGACACACACACACACACACACACAAGGGGGCGUGUGCCACAAGGAGGGCAUGGUUUCGCCAUAUGUGUUUCUCCUUCUCAUGUCCACACGAAAAGUUGUCUUCAGUGUGACACUCUGGACACUGGGUAUGCAGACGAUGUAGGGCUGACCCGAGCCGUACCGUUAACCAGCAUCCAACAGGACACUUCCAUGGGCUUGGAGGCAGACCGUACCGUUAACCAGCAUCCAACAGGACACUUCCAUGGGCUUGGAGGCAGACCGUACCGUUAACCAGCAUCCAACAGGACACUUCCAUGGGCUUGGAGGCAGACCGUACCGUUAACCAGCAUCCAACAGGACACUUCCAUGGGCUUGGAGGCAGACCGUACCGUUAACCAGCAUCCAACAGGACACUUCCAUGGGCUUGGAGGCAGACCGUACCGUUAACCAGCAUCCAACAGGACACUUCCAUGGGCUUGGAGGCAGACCGUACCGUUAACCAGCAUCCAACAGGACACUUCCAUGGGCUUGGAGGCAGACCGUACCGUUAACAGCAUCCAACAGGACACUUCCAUGGGCUUGGAGGCAGACCGUACCGUAACCAGCAUCCAACAGGACACUUCCAUGGGCUUGGAGGCAGACCGUACCGUUAACCAGCAUCCAACAGGACACUUCCAUGGGCUUGGAGGCAGACCGUACCGUUAACCAGCAUCCAACAGGACACUUCCCAUGGGCUUGGAGGCAGACCGUACCGUUAACCAGCAUCCAACAGGACACUUCCAUGGGCUUGGAGGCAGACCGUACCGUUAACCAGCAUCCAACAGGACACUUCCAUGGGCUUGGAGGCAGACCGUACCGUUAACCAGCAUCCAACAGGACACUUCCAUGGGCUUGGAGGCAGACCGUUACCGUUAACCAGCAUCCAACAGGACACUUCCAUGGGCUUGGAGGCAGACCGUACCGUUAACCAGCAUCCAACAGGACACUUCCAUGGGCUUGGAGGCAGGACCGUACCGUUAACCAGCAUCCAACAGGACACUUCCAUGGGCUUGGAGGCAGACCGUACCGUUAACCAGCAUCCAACAGGACACUUCCAUGGGCUUGGAGGCAGACCGUACCGUUAACCAGCAUCCAACAGGACACUUCCAUGGGCUUGGAGACAGAGCAGCUGGAAGAGUGGGCCACGUCCAACAACAUGCUCCUGAAUGGGGGAAAAAGUCUGUGGAAAUUGGGAUAUGUUUUUCUAGAGACCCUCCUCAAACCUGAACCGGAAGUACCAGUGGAAACCACAACCAGGUAUCUCAUCUAGACUCUAACCUCAGUGGUGACACGUGGAGCAGGAGGACAGGAAGUACCAGUGGAAACCACAACCCAAGUAUCUCAUCUAGACUCUAACCUCAGUGGUGACACGUGGAGCAGGAGGACAGGAAGUACCAGUGGAAACCACAACCAGGUAUCUCAUCUAGACUCUAACCUCAGUGGUGACACGUGGAGCAGGAGGACAGGAAGUACCAGUGGAAACCACAACCAAGUAUCUCAUCUAGACUCUAACCUCAGUGGUGACACGUGGAGCAGGAGGACAGGAAGUACCAGUGGAAACCACAACCAAGUAUCUCAUCUAGACUCUAACCUCAGUGGUGACACGUGGAGCAGGAGGACAGGAAGUACCAGUGGAAACCACAACCAAGUAUCUCAUCUAGACUCUAACCUCAGUGGUGACACGUGGAGCAGUCGGUGACGAAGGCCUCAAAACGCCUGCACUUUUUGACUGUUCUUUCCCGUAUGAACCGCUUGCGGAACGCCACUAUUCCCACUGCUGUCAGACUGAAUAAUAACUCUUAAAUGGUUUUCCCAAAAAAAAAAAAUUUUUUACAAUCACACUUUAACAUUUCUAUUUCCAUCAUGAAAAAUGUCCUGUAAUGUUUCAAGUGUGCUGUGUUCUAUUCUGUCACGUAUUUAUGUGUUGUGGGUUUUAAAAUGAGUGUUUUGCUAUUCAUAGUCAUCUAAAUUCAGCAUUUCUUCAGUUUUAUCUGUGAGCAAGAAUACAUCAACUCAAACUCACACAGCUAUCAUCAAAGGCAGAGCUAGUAAGAGGGGGGGGGGCUGUGGGAUUUAUUUAAGAUAAUAUUUGAAGAGGUACGGUUUCAGAAGAACGAGAGGAGAGGAAGCCAUGCGGAGGGAGGGAGAGAGAGAGAGAAGGGAUUCAUAGUCAUCUAAAUUCAGCAUUUCUAAAGUAUUAUGUGUUAUGGAGGGGAGGGGACUCUGGGUUAGGGUUAGUUUGGGAGGAGGGGAGUCUGGGUUAGGGUUAGUUUGGGGGGAGGGGACUCUGGGUUAGGGUUAGUUUGGGGGGAGGGGAGUCUGGGUUAGGGUUAGUUUGGGGGGAGGGGACUCUGGGUUAGGGUUAGUUUGGGGGGGAGGGGACUAUGGGUGGGUUAGGUUGGGGGGGGGAUCUGGGGGGUAGUUGGGGGAGGGGACGUCUGGGUUAGGGUUAGUUUGGGGGGAGGGGAUCUGGGUUAGGGUUAGUUGGUUGGGGGGACUCUGGGUUAGGGUUAGUUUAGUUGGGGAGGGACUCUGGGUUAGGGUUAGUUUGGGGGGAGGGGGCUCUGGGUUAGGGUUAGUUGGGGGGAGGGGUAGUUGGGUUAGGUAGUUGGGGGGGGGAGUCUGGGUUAGGGUUAGUUUGGGGGGAGGGGAGGGGAGUUGGGUAGCGGUUGUUGGGGGGAGGGGAUUGGUUAGGGUUGUUUGAGGGGAGAGUCGGGUUAGGGUAGUUAGUUUGGGGGGAGGGGAGUCUGGGUUAGGGUUAGUUUGGGGGGAGGGGACUCUGGGUUAGGGUUAGUUUGGGGGGAGGGGAGUCGGGGUUAGGGUUAGUUUGGGGGAGGGGAGUCUGGGUUAGGUUGUGUGGGGGAGGGGACUUGGGUUAGGGUUAGUUUGGGGGGAGGGGAGUAUGGGUUAGGGUUAGUUUGGGGGGAGGGGAUUGGGUUAGGGUUAGUUGGGGGGAGGGACUCGGGUUAGGGUUAGUUUGGGGGGAGGGGGACUCUGGGUUAGGGUUAGUUUGGGGGGAGGGGAGAUCUGGGUUAGGGUUAGUUUGGGGGAGGGGAGUCUGGGUUAGGGUAGUUGGGGGGAGGGGACUCUGGGUUAGGGUUAGUUUGGGGGGAGGGAGGGGAUCUGGGUUAGGGUUAUGUUUGGGAGGGGGGGGACUCUGGGUUAGGGUUAGUUUGGGGGGAGGGGACUUGGGUUAGGGUUAGUUUGGGGGGAGGGAGGGGACUCUGGGUUAGGUUGUUUGGGUGAGAGGAUCUGGGUUAGGGUUAGUUUGGGGGGAGGGGACUCUGGGUUAGGUAGUUUGGGGGGAGGGGACUCUGGGUGUAGGGUUAGUUUGGGGGGGAGGGGACUCUGGGUUAGGGUUAGUUUGGGAGGGGGAGGGGACUUGGGUUAGGGUUAGUUUUGGGGGAGGGGACUGGGUUAGGGUUAGUUUGGGGGGAGGGGACUCUGGGUUAGGGUUAGUUUGGGGGGGAGGGGAGGAGGGGAUCUGGGUUAGGGUUAGUUUGGGGGGAGGGGACUCUGGGUUAGGGUUAGUUUGGGGGAGGGGACUCUGGGUUAGGGUUAGUUUGGGGGGAGGGGACUCUGGGUUAGGGUUAGUUUGGGAGGGGGAGGGGACUCUGGGUUAGGGUUAGUUUGGGAGGGGGAGGGGACUCUGGGUUAGGGUUAGUUUGGGGGGGAGGGGACUCUGGGUUAGGGUUAGUUUGGGGGGAGGGGACUCUGGGUUAGGGUUAGUUUGGGGGGGGGGAACGGGGUUAGGGUUAGUGGGGGGAGGGGACUCUGGGUUAGGGUAGUCGGGUGGGGGGAGGGGGAUGGGUUAGGGUUAGUUGGGGGGAGGGGACUCUGGGGUUAGGGUUAGUUUGGAGGGGGAGAGGGGACUCUGGGUUUGGGUUAGUUUGGGGGGGAGGGGAAUCUGGGUAGGGUUAGUUUGGGGGGAGGGGAGGGACUCUGGGUUAGGGUUAGUUUGGGUGGGAGAGGACUGGGGUUAGGGUAGGUGGGGUGGGGGGGGGCUCUGGGUUAGGGUUAGUUGGUGGGGGGAGGGGACUGGGUUAGGGUUAGUUUGGGGGGAGGGGAGGGCUCUGGGUUAGGGUUAGUUUGGGGGGGAGGGGAACGGGUUGGGUUAGGGUUAGUUUGGGAGGGGGAGGGGACUCUGGGUUAGGUUAGUUUGGGGGGAGGAGGGGACUCUGGGUUAUGGUUAGUUUGGGGGGGGGGAGGGGCUGGGUUAGGUUAGUUUGGGGAGGCGGGGUUGGGUUAGUUUGGGGGAGGGGACUCUGGGUUAGGGUUAGUUUGGGGGAGAGAGGACUCUGGGUUAGGGUUAGUUUGGGGGGGAGGGGGGCUCUGGGUUAGGGUAGUUUGGGGGAGGGGACUGGUUAGGUUAGUUUGGGGGGGAGGGGACUCUGGGUUAAGGGUUAGUUUGGGGGGAGGGGACUCUGGGUUAGGGUUAGUUUGGGGGGAGGGGGGGGACUCUGGGUUAGGUUUAGUUUGGGGGAGGAGGGACUCUGGGUUAGGGUUAGUUUGGGGGGAGGGGACUUGGGUUAGGGUAGUUUGGGGGGAGGGGAGUUGGGUUAGGGUUAGUUUGGGGGGAGGGGAGUCUGGGUUAGGGUUAGUUUGGGGGGAGGGGACUCUGGGUUAGGGUUAGUUUGGGGGGAGGGACUCUGGGUUAGGGUUAGUUUGGGAGGGGGAGGGGAUCUGGGUUAGGGUUAGUUUGGGGGGAGGGGGGACUCUGGGUUAGGGUUAGUUUGGGGGGGGAGGGGACUCUGGGUUAGGGUUAGUUUGGGGAGAGGGACUCUGGGUUAGGGUUAGUUUGGGGGGGGAGGGGCUCUGGGUUAGGUUGUUUGGGGGGAGGGGACUCUGGGUUAGGGUUAGUUUGGGGGGAGGGGACUCUGGGUUAGGGUUAGUUUGGAGGGGGAGGGGACUCUGGGUUAGGGUUAGUUGGGGGGAGGGGAAUCUGGGUAGGGUUAGUUGGGGGGAGGGGACUCUGGUGUAGAGGGUUAGUUUGGGGGGAGGGGAGGGACUCUGGGUUAGGGUUAGUUGGGUGAGAGGGACUGGGUAGGGUAGUUUGGGGGGGGCGGAGUCUGGGUAGGAGGGUUAGUUGGGGGGAGGGGACUCUGGGUUAGGGUUAGUUUGGGGGGGAGGGGGAUCUGGGUUAGGGUUAGUUUGGCGGGAGGGGAUUGGGUUAGGGUUAGUUUGGGGGGGGGGGGACUCGGGUUAGGGUUAGUUUGGGGGGAGGGGACUUGGGUUAUGGGUUGGGGGGGGGAGGGGGACUCUGGGUUAGGGUUAGUUUGGGGGUGAGGGACUCUGGGUUAGGGUUAGUUUGGGGGGGAGGGGACUCUGGGGUUAGGGUUAGUUUGGGGGGGAGGGGGACUCUGGGUUGGGUUAGUUUGGGGGGGAGGGGGACUCUGGGUUAGGUUAGUUUGGGGGGGGAGGGGACUCGGGUUAGGGUUAGUUUGGGGGGAGGGAGACUUGGGGGGGGGGGGUUAGGUUUAGUUUGGGUGGGAGGACUCUGGGUUAGGGUUAGUUUGGGGGGGAGAGGGACUCUGGGUUAGGGUUAGUUUGGGGGGGGGGGACUCUGGGUUAGGGUUAGUUUGGGGGGAGAGGACUCUGGGUUAGGGUUAGUUUGGGGAGGGGACUCUGGGUUAGGGUUAGUUUGGGGGGGAGGGGACUCUGGGUUAGGGUUAGUUUGGGGGGGGAGGGGAGUCUGGGUUAGGGUUAGUUUGGGGGGAGGGGACUCUGUGGUUAGGUUAGUUUGGGGGGGGGAGGGGACUCUGGGUUAGGGUUAGUUGGGUGAGAGGACUCUGGGUUAGGGUUAGUUUGGUGCGGGGGGGCUCUGGGGUUAGGGUUCGUUUGGUGGGAGGGGACUCUGGGUUAUGGGUUAGUUUUGGGGGCGAGGGGGACUCUGUGGUUAGGGUUAGUUUGGGGGGGGUGACUUCUGGGUUGUUAGGUGUUAGUUUUGGGGAUGGGGGGAGGUGACUCUGUGUUAUGGUUUCGUUUGGGCGGAGGGGGACUCUGGGUUAUUGUUAGCGUUUGGGGGGAGGGGAGGGGGACUCUGGGUUAGGGUUUAGUUUGGUGAGGAGAGGACCCUCUGGGUUAGGGUUUAUUAGUUUGGGGGGAGGGGGACUCUGGGGUUAGGGUUAGUUUGGGGGUGAGGGGAUCUGGUUUCUGGGUUACUGGUUAAUUUUGGGGGGGGGCGGUGACUUCGGGUUAAGGUUAGUUUGGGGGGGGAAGGGGACUCUGGGUUAUGGUUGGUUUGUUCGGGGGAGGGGAGGGGGACUCUGGGUUAGGUUUGUUUGGGUGAGAUGGACGCUGGGUUAGUGGUUUAGUUUGGGGGGGAGGUGACUCUGUGUUAGGGUUAGUUCUGGGGGGAGGGGGACUCUGGGUUAGGGUUAGUUUGGGAGGGGGAGGGGAGUCUGGGUUAGGGUUAGUUGGGGGGAGGGAUCUGGGUUAGGGUUAGUUUGGGGGGAGGGGGACCAUGGGUUAGGGUUAGUUUGGUGAGGGGGGAGGGACUCUGGGUUAGGGUUAGUUGGGGGGAGAGGACUCUGGGUUAGGUUAGUUUGGGGGGGGGGAUCUGGGUUAGGGUAGUUUGGGGGAGGGACUCGGGUAAGGGUUAGUUUGGGGGAGGGGACUCUGGGUUAGGGUAGUUUGGGGGGAGAGGACUCUGGGUUAGGGUUAGUUUGGGGGAGGGCCUCUGGGUUAGGGUUAGUUUGGGGGGAGGGUUACUCUGGGUUAGGGUUAGUUGGGGGGAGGGGACUGGGUUAGGGUUAGUUUGGGUGAGAGGGACUCUGGGUUAGGUUUGUAGUUUGGGUCAGAGGACCUCUCUAGGGUUAGUUGGGGGGCAGGGGACUGGGUUAGGGUUAGUUUGUGCAGGCAGAACGGAACUCUGCAAUUAAAUAUUGGAGGGAGGGACUCUGAAUUUGACGUUUGUCUAAUGGAGGAACAUGCCUAUUAGAUGGGGCUGACAUAUAGAUGUUUAAAGAACGUUUCAGAAGAGAGAAUGUGUACAAUAGGGGGAAACUCUGUUGUAGGUCAGAAUUUAGUUUUUAACACAACGGAUUCAUCAUAAGUACCUGCCGAUCUUAACUGACUUCUAACCUUUUCUCUGAAUUAGUUUCACCUCUGGUUUAAGAUAGUUCGGGGUCUGUAGAACUUUGGGGUCUUGAGAAGCCUAGUCUAGUUAGCACAAAAAACUCUGGCCUCUGAUUAACUCUCACCUCCCAUCCUCCUCCUGCUCUUCUCCUCUCUCUCUCUCUCUCUCUCCUCCCUCCACCGAUCUGCCCAUCUCUCUCUGUAGAAACCUUUGAGUCUCUGAUGAAGGCAUCGAGAAACCCACCAACUGGUCCUUAGUAGUAAAGUCUAUACCUCCCUGGCAGGUUAUUCGUAUCGUAACAUGGCCGGGGAGGCGUCAGGUCUGGUGAGAGAGUUGUUCACUGACGUCGGCCUCUUCCUCCUUGGCUCCGAACUCAACGUUGAUUACAUCACCAGCCGCUUCUUCGACGCUCUCUUCCCGUUGGUUUACAACCACCUCAUCAACCCCAGCCUCAGCCACAUCACCCCCGGUUACGCCGAGUGCAUCCGCUCCGCCCGCCGUGAUUUGACCCCGUUCGGCGCCGCUCCGCGAGUCCUAGCCAAUCAGAUCGGGAGGUCGGGGGUCGUCGGGGGUCGUGUCUUGUUACAGGCGCUGCACCUCGGCGUGGAGGUGAUCAACACCACGGAUCACCUGGUGUUGAGCAGGGAGUGUGGUAGAGCUCUGCUCAGGAUGCGGUACUGUCCCCACUGCCACGGUCUCACCCUGUCUAAACCCUGUAUGGGCUACUGUCUCAACGUGUUGCGUGGCUGUCUGGCUAGCACGGCCGAGGUAACCCAUCAUAACCUUCUUCUGCUUGCAUGUGAUUUUAUUCAUCCCUUUUUAUUAUUGCUUAUUGUUUACUUUGAUCGUUUUUACUGUAAAGUUGCGAUAAAAAAAAAAGGGGGUUCUAAAUAAAGUUUUGAUUUUGAUUUGAGGUGGACCCCCAUUGGAGAGAAUUUGUGAGGUCGUUAGAGGGGCUGUCGGACCGCAUGCACAGAACUCAGGACCUGGAGCAAGUGCUGCUGGGAGUUCACACCCUCGUCCAUGACGCCGUCGCACAUGCUCAGAUGAACGGGCCGCACCUCGCUGCACAGGUGAGGUGUUGUUGACGUCCCCCGUUGGAUUGUCACUGUCAGGAUAAUGUUCAGAGUGCAUUUUAGAAAUGUGCACCAGACUAAGUGAAUGACAUCCUUAUGAAACAAACCAGUCCUUUAGAAACUGAUGAAGGAGCAAGAAACACCAUUUUCUCAGAGAGACAAACAGAAAGUUCCAAUACUGAACAGAGGUUUAAAGACCGAACCAACCUCUCCAUUCCAGCUGCUACCAGUCUGUCACCCAGGAAUGUACUACACACACACACACACACACACCCACACACACACACACACACACACACACCCACAUGGUACAUACCACACAACAACAGCGUGCCCAGAACAUUCCCAGAAUACACCAUUGUGGGCAGCGAGAGCCAGCAGAGGGGUUGGUGUGUGUAUGUGGCCAGAAGAGGUUGUCCAGAAUGCUAACCAGAGACAGACCAGAGACAGACCAGAGACAGACCAGAGACAGACCAGAGACAGACCAGAGACAGACCAGAGAGAGGCCGUUAGCUCAUCAGAAGAGGUUGUCCAGAAUGCUAACCAGAGACAGACCAGAGAGAGGCCGUUAGCUCAUCAGAAGAGGUUGUCCAGAAUGCUAACCAGAGACAGACCAGAGAGAGGCCGUUAG